AUGGCUCUCGACGUACAAUCCAACUGGAACGUCUCCAUGGCGGAGAACCUCGAACGAACAAUGAACAAGCCCACGAACCACGACAGAAUACCACCGCCCUCGAACCCCUCGGGCCACCCAACCACCGUCUCUCCACCCCCUCGAGGCCCACCCAUCCACCUCCCCGACGAAAUCAUCAUCGCCAUCCUCUCCUACCUUCCCCACCAACGCACCCUCCUCGCCUGCACCCAGCUCUCCCACCAAUGGCACGCCAUCGCCACGCCCCUUCUCUAUGCGCACCCACACCUGUACGGCUCCAACUACGACCCCUUCGUCGCCAGUCUCUGCCCGAGCAUAAACCCGCACGUACGUCGCUCGCCCCUCAGCUCGUUGGUCAAAGUGCUGGAUAUGCGCCAGCUGGUGCAUCAAGGGAGUAAGAGCACGACGGCCAGGGUGUUGGGGAGGGUAAAGGGGCAGUUGGAAGAGUUUCGGGCGCCGCAGGCGAGUUUGGGGAUUAAUUGCCUGCCGGCGCUGGGGAAGUGUGGGAGGUUGAGGGUGUUGGACUUGGGGCUCGUUAGUGAGAGUCCGCCCUUGCUGGAGCUUUUCAAGACAGUGGGAGGAUUAGGGGAGUUGAGAGUGUUGAAAUUGCCACGGAGUAGUGGGUUCGGGGUGCAGAGUAAGGCGUCGGCGUUCGAGAGUGUGCAGUGGCCGCCGAAGCUGGAGGAGCUGUGUUUGAGUGGCGGGAUUGAUGCGCAUUUCUUGCAUGGGGUUGUGGCGUUCCCGAAGACGCUGAAGGGAUUGACGAUUGAGCAUUGUCCGAAUGCGAAGGGGUUUGCGGUGACGCAUUUGCUGAAGACUGCUGUGCAAGGCCUGGAGGGUUUGGAGUGGUUGAAGAUUGCGCAUAUGCCGCGGCUUGGUGGGAGGGCGUUGGAUGGGGUGUUGCAUUUGCUGCCCCAGCUGAAGAAGCUGAGCGUGAGUGCGGACUACAUUACCCCUGGCGUCUUUGAGGAUGGAUUGCCAGAAGCUCCAGCGUCUGGCGAGAUCGCACCGAACUGGCUCCCAGAAGCCGCUGGUCCUUUGGUCCAUUCGAAUCUCCGAACGCUGGAGCUCACCUAUUCCGGCGCCCCAGCAGGAGUAGAGGACAAGAUCACAGCCAUCGAUAUCAUGAUCGCCAUCGACGACGGCUCCGUUCCGAAUCUGCGGCAGGUGCGGGUUGACCAGGCUUUGCUGUGGCAGAGCGCAGGGAUGCGGCAGGAUGUCGAGGCCUUGACGGAUGUGCUGCAGGAGGGUGCGAGGCGGGAUUGGGAGAACGGGGACUGGAUCUUCGACGGGAUGGAACGGGGGAAGAGUGAGCAGAGAGAAGUCUGGAAGAGGGAGAGUGGAGUGUGGAUCUUCUGA
This is a messenger RNA of Saxophila tyrrhenica, 1377 nucleotides long. RefSeq lists its product as uncharacterized. The coding region runs from base 1 to 1377 and encodes 458 amino acids. The transcript has a single exon. The record is from RefSeq and is a predicted model, not a curated record. Gene Ontology annotation, molecular function: protein binding. Lineage: Eukaryota; Fungi; Ascomycota; Dothideomycetes; Mycosphaerellales; Extremaceae.